AUGAGUGUCCGUGGCCAACUCAAGGAAGAACUCAAACAUAAAGGACCAAAUACUCGAGCCGUUUAUGAACAUCAAUCAUUUGCUGAAACAGCAGUCAAUGGUCUUGAACAACGUACACUACUCGAUAUUGAUUCAGAUCCAUGGAAUACACGUCAUACGAAUAUUAUUUGUACACUAGGGCCUGCAUCACAAAGUGUUGAAAUGCUUACAAAAAUGAUCAAAGCAGGAAUGAAUAUAGCUCGACUAAAUUUUUCACAUGGAUCAUAUGAAUAUCACAAAAAAAGUAUUGAAAAUGUUCGUAUAGCUGAAAAAUUAGCAGAAGGACCAGAUGAAUUUCGAUGUGUUGCAAUUGCAUUAGAUACUAAAGGUCCAGAAAUUCGAACAGGCAUUUUAGCUGAUGGUGUUAAUAGUGAACUUGAUUUACAAAAUGGAAUGAUUGUUCGUAUAACAACAGAUAAAACCUUUGCAGAUAAAUCUUCUAUAGAUAAUUUAUAUGUUGAUUAUAAAAAUAUAGUUCAUGUUAUUAAAGCAGGAAAUCGAAUUUUUAUUGAUGAUGGUCUUCUUUCAUUGCUUGUUAAAGAAGUUGGAAAUGACUAUCUUAUAUGUGAAGUUGAAAAUGGAGGUCUAUUAGGUGGUCGUAAAGGUGUUAAUUUACCAGGUGUACCAAUUGAUUUACCUGCUAUAUCAGAAAAAGAUAAACAAGAUCUUGAAUUUGCUGUAGCAAAUGAUAUCGAUAUAAUUUUUGCAAGUUUUAUACGUCAAGCUGAUGGUAUUCGUGUCAUUCGACAUAUUCUUGGUGAAAAAGGAAAAAAUAUUAAAAUAAUUGCAAAAAUUGAAAAUCAACAAGGAAUUCACAAUUUUGAUUCAAUUCUUGAAGAAGCUGAUGGUAUUAUGGUUGCACGUGGUGAUAUGGGUAUUGAAAUUCUUCCACAAAAAGUUUUUGUUGCACAAAAAAUGAUGAUUGCUAAAUGUAAUCUAGCUGGUAAACCUGUUAUUUGUGCUACACAAAUGUUAGAAAGUAUGACAAAAAAUCCUCGUCCAACUCGUGCUGAAGUCAGUGAUGUAGCUAAUGCAGUUUUGGAUAAUGCUGAUUGUAUUAUGUUAUCUGGUGAGACAGCCAAAGGCAAAUAUCCUAUUCAAUGUAUUCAAUUAAUGCAUGAGAUUGUUCGAGAAGCUGAAGCUUGCUUAUUUCAUCGAGAACUUUUUGAAAAUCUUAGUCAUUUUACUAAACCACCAUUGGGUCAAAUGCAAUCAGUAGCUAUUGCUGCUGUUGAAGCAGCUUUUAGAAGUUAUGCUUCACUUAUUAUUGUACUAACACAUUCAGGACGAUCAGCUCAACUUAUUGCCCAAUAUCGUCCUCGAGCAGUUAUAAUGGUUGUAACACGAUCUUUAAAAACAGCUCGACAUAUGCAUUUAUAUCGUGGUUGUUGUCCAGUGUAUGUUGUCGCUAAUCGAAACUCAGACUAUGAGAAAGAAGGAGAGCCUCUAUUUAAACAACAUCAUAUAUCAGCAAAUCAAGCAUUGACUAUGAGUCAAUGGUUACUUGAUGUCGAUGCUCGUGUUAUGGAUGCUCUAAAACUUGGCAAAGCACGUGGUUUUGUUUCAACUGGUGAUGCUGUUAUUGUUGUAACGGGAUGGCGUCCUGGUUAUGGUACUACAAAUACAUUACGUAUUAUCUAUUCUGAUUGA
Molecule: messenger RNA, 1689 nt
Organism: Rotaria sp. Silwood2
Lineage: Eukaryota; Metazoa; Rotifera; Eurotatoria; Philodinida; Philodinidae
Source: the annotation of a GenBank genome assembly